This is a messenger RNA of Annulohypoxylon truncatum, 1233 nucleotides long. Its product is annotated as NAD(P)-binding protein. The transcript is spliced from 4 exons. The coding region runs from base 61 to 897 and encodes 278 amino acids. NCBI's taxonomy places the organism in Eukaryota, Fungi, Ascomycota, Sordariomycetes, Xylariales, Hypoxylaceae. The record is from RefSeq and is a predicted model, not a curated record. Gene Ontology annotation, molecular function: oxidoreductase activity.
CUCUAUUCUUGCAUCCUGGGAAACUUUUUUCAAACAUCACACACUCACGGUCUAAUAAUAAUGGCGCAAUUUCGAAUCGACGGCUUCGCGAUCGUUAUUGGAGCAGCAGGCGGCAUUGGACGAGAGGUUGUCUUAACGUUUGCUGAAGCUGGCGCGAAGGGUAUCUUGCUAGCCGAUAUCAACUCUGGGGGCAUCGCUCAGGUCGCGGAUCAAAGCAAGUCUUUGGCAUCAAACCCCAACUAUCGGUGUAUUACAGCCGUAGUCGAUGUCACAGAUGUUGCGUCUGUAGACGCCCUAGUCAAUCUUGCCAAGACUGAAUUCGGCAGAGUUGACUACUGCAUUAACGCAUUCGGGGUCGACGUUGCUUCCUACGUUCCAUUUGACGAGACGGACCCCGACGACUAUGAUAGAGUCCUCGGAAUCAAUACAAAGGGCGUGUUCCUUGUUACGCGUGCUGUGGGGAAAAUCAUGCAGUCGCAGGAACCUGUCUCCGUUGAUUUGGGAAGACAUGGACGUCGAGAUGUCGGCCGUGGAUCUAUUGUUAAUGUUUCUUCAGCUAUGGCAAUUGCUGCCGUACCCGCGAAAGCCCCUUACACUACGUCCAAGCACGCAGUUACGGGUAUCACAAAGGCUGCAGCAAUGGAUUUCAAAUCUGCGGGCAUCAGGAUUAACCAAGUAUGUCCCAUAUGGGUCAAGACGCCGAUGUUCGAAGAAGAAUGCCGGAGAGUCCCGCAGACGCCACAGAUACUCGAGAAACUAUCCUCCCUCAAGCGACCCAUCGAGCCAGAUGAAGUCGCCUCAGCCUGCUUGUACCUUUGUAGCCCUACCACUGUUUAUCUAAACGGGAUUACCUUAACGAUGGAUUCAGGGCUCACUGCAGGACCAGUGAUUGGUUAAAGGUAUCAUUUAGAUCACCAGAACCGUUCACAGAAGAGAGAGGGAAAGAGAGGAAUUAUUGAUUGGUAUCAUUCGUUAUGAGGUUGAUGUCGCUGCAGUCUAUAAGUAUGGUACGCAGGUACGUACCUCAUUAGGUGCUUAUAUUCACGAUUUAGCUACAAUAAAUCACCCUUAUUUAAAAGCCAAUAUCAGAUUGCCCCCUUUUCUGUAGAAAGUUCGAUAACGACGCACAAGCACCACCCCACGAGAUUGUGGAAACAUGAAAUCUGGUUAUUACAAAGCUAUGAAGGUCGCACAAAGAAUAUCGGGUACUAUAUUUUUGUAGUUAUUAAGAAG